Alnus glutinosa is the source of this 1641-nucleotide messenger RNA. RefSeq lists its product as uncharacterized. Bases 1 to 1641 code for a protein of 546 amino acids. The record is from RefSeq and is a predicted model, not a curated record. The transcript has a single exon. Lineage: Eukaryota; Viridiplantae; Streptophyta; Magnoliopsida; Fagales; Betulaceae.
AUGGUGAAUACUCGAUCAGAAACCGACCGAGUGCCUCGGGAUGACCGAAAUGCCCGAGACGAAGGAAACUCCAACGAUCCCCAAUUCACUCUCCUGAAUGAAAGAAUGGAGCAGAUGGCCAAAAGCAUCGAGGAUUUGGCCACUAUGAAUGCUGUCCUCCAGGCCCGGGUUCCAGAACUUCACCGAACUAUUACUGACCCAGGAAAUCGAGAGGAAGGCAGCCGGGUCGAAGGAACAGAGGAGCCGAACAAAGAAGAAGAAGUCCCAGGAAAUCCACCACCUGUUCAACCCGAGGCAGCAAGGGCGGUACAAGGCAUGAUUGCCCGGUUGGAGCAAAGAUGCAAUGUUCUAACCGCAGCUAUCCAACGGAACGAUAAGGGAAAAGCUUCCCUGGUGGAAAACCUUUUACAGAAGACCACCUCCCCAUUCACCGAGGAGGUGGCAAAUAUUUGCCUUCCUGAGAAGUUCAAAGUCCCAGAGAUCCCGUUUUAUACGGGACUUGAAGAUCCUGUGGAGCACCUAGAUAAUUUCAGAGCCCACAUGGAUCUCCAUCGAACACCCGAGAUGGUUGCCUGCCGAGCCUUUCCUUUGACCCUCUCGGGCAAUGCCCGUGACUGGUUCAGGAGCCUCCCGCCAAAUUCCAUUCGUCAUUUCGAGGACCUCGGCAGGAUGUUCCUGACGCAGUUCAUGGCCGGAAGGGUCAGAAGAAAGCCGUCGGGAUCCUUAAUGUCGUUGCACCAAGGACCCGAGGAAUCCCUCAGAGAUUUCUUUAUGAGGUUCAACAAGGCUAGACUUGAAGCUGAGGCAACAACAGAUGAUUUCAUCUACGGAGCUCUCUUUCAGGGAAUCCGAAAAGACGGAGCACUAAUGGCUGAUAUAGCCAGGAAGCCCCCUCAGAAUUUAGAUGGCUUUAUGAGUAAAGCUGAGAAGUACAUUAACCAGGAAGAGACACUCCGAGCUCUGUUGGGACCCGAGACUACUCGCCCAUCCACUUCCGGGAACCCAAAAAAGAAGAAUCCUCGGAAGGAAGAACCGAAGCGGGUUCCGGAAGAAGAGGCCAGGCCGAAGCGGGAUCAGGAGUCCCUAAGGGGUCACAACUGGACACCCCUCAAUGCACCCAUUAUGGAUGUUCUCCUGGAAAUAAAGCGAGACCCGACGUACCGGAAGCCCAAACCGGUGCUUGCAAAUCCGCAUUCACGAUACGCCGACCAGUACUGUGCGUUUCAUGACACCACCGGGCAUCGUACGGAAGCCUGCAUAUCCUUGAGACUUCUGAUUGAACGUUUCAUAGAAAACGGAAAACUUGUCCGUUUCCUCGCAGAUCAGAGAAUUCAGCAGAAUCCGGAGCACGGCAACCGCCACCAUCAGAAUCGACUCCAUCAGGAUCAAAACAAUCCCCGGGAUGAUCGGGGAAGAAAUCAAGAAAGAGGAAGGGAACAAGAACGCAGGCCGGAUCCUCGGGCUGCACGAGAGAGAAGUAGGAGCCGAGCCAGACCCGAACGGCAGGAGAACCUUCUGGAAAUACAGACGAUUUCGGGGGGUUUCGGAGGAGGCGGAGAAUCUAGCUCGGCGCGGAAGGCAUAUGCAAGACAGUUACGGGAUUUCGAGGUAUACUCGGUGCAGAAACCUCCAAAGUCCUAA